Messenger RNA from Microthlaspi erraticum, 771 nucleotides. Lineage: Eukaryota; Viridiplantae; Streptophyta; Magnoliopsida; Brassicales; Brassicaceae. The record is from the annotation of a GenBank genome assembly.
AUGUUAGGGCGGUGGUUCUACAAAAGGCGUGAAGAUACUUUAAAUCUGCAGACACCAUACAGCAAGGGAGUUGAGUAUAUACUGGCCAUCCGUGAACAUUACGCUCAGUCAAUGGAUGUUCAGCGGAUAGAUGCAACUAGUUUCCAUGUUGCUUCUGGACGUUCGCACUAUGUAGUUGAUCUAGAACAGGGUAAAUGUGAGUGUGGAGUGUUCCAAGUCGAGAAAAUGCCCUGUACACAUGUCCUUGCAGCGCUUGCCUCAGCUGGUGUGCACGUCUCACACCAUACAUGUGACACAUACUCGCAGGAAUGCUUGUAUACGACCUACGCCCAUCCUAUAUAUCCUGAGGAGGAAAUUGACAACCACAAGAAGAAGAGCGAGCGGUGCCGACCUCCAAAACCGAAGGAUGGGCCUGGUCGUAAGAAGAAAUCAAGAUGGCAGUCAUGGCUGGAAAUUUCUAGGAAGUCUAAGAAGAAAGGCAAGAGUCGAAGGAAGAAGCCCAAAGUUUACAGCUGCUCCAAAUGCAAGCAACCAGGACAUACGCGCCCGUAUUGUGUAAGCUCGUGCGUCCCGCAUUCCAUUAGUUUUCAUUACACAACCUCUGUAAUUUGUUUGCUCUUCACUAGGUGUCCAAGCCUGCUGAGAAGUAAACUCGGCGGUCUACGAGCGGUCUUCCGGAGGUCUACGAGGCUUUCACGUAGCUUCUCUGGAGGUCUACGAGGUCUACGAGGCUUUAACGGAAAUUCAGUGGAGGUUUACGAUGCCUACUAG